This is a messenger RNA of Penaeus vannamei (Pacific white shrimp), 471 nucleotides long. Lineage: Eukaryota; Metazoa; Arthropoda; Malacostraca; Decapoda; Penaeidae. The record is from RefSeq and is a predicted model, not a curated record.
AUGAUAACACUUCUGGAGGACGAGGCGGCACUUCCCCCUUCUACCAACACAGCUUCCAUCUUAAAUAUUGAACAGAGCCAUGGACGAAGACAUCACUUUUUAAUAUUCAGUGCCCGGAUUCCUCCUAUCAAGGUCACUGCUGCAAAAACUUUUACUCCCUCCAACCGCAUUGUGGGGGGGGGCGAGGCAGAGCCGCACAAGCACGGGUUCCAGGCUGCUCUCAUGGACAGUGGCCAUUUCUUCUGCGGCGGCGGCGUCAUCAGUGACCAGUUUCUCCUGACAGUUGCUCAUUGCGUGCCGGAGAAAAGGAACGUGGAGAUGCAGGUACUUGUGGGCGGCCACAAUCUAGAGGUGAAAGAGAGCACUCGGCAAAUCAGAGAGAGCAUUUAUUCAUCCGAAUUAUUCACUCGACGAGGGCAUAGCGAGCGACAUAGCUGUUUUGAGACUGAAACAGAAGAUGUAUAUCAAUAG